Molecule: messenger RNA, 1869 nt
Organism: Mucor mucedo
Lineage: Eukaryota; Fungi; Mucoromycota; Mucoromycetes; Mucorales; Mucoraceae
Product: kinase-like domain-containing protein
Exons: 3
Coding region: 63-1829 (588 amino acids)
Biological process (GO): protein phosphorylation; intracellular signal transduction
Molecular function (GO): protein serine/threonine kinase activity; ATP binding
Source: RefSeq, a predicted model, not a curated record
CUCUUUUUUUUUUUCUUCUUCUUCUUUUUCAUCUCUCUUUUCUUAAAUAUAAAUCAUAUACAAUGCUUCACCUUGUGAAUCAACGAUAUGAUAUUAUUACUACACCGGAUAGGUCAGUACCUUCUAGCCCAUCACUGUCUCCAGCAGUGGUGACUCAUACAGUUGCAACAAGUAGCAAACCUCAUCGAAAGUCAUGGGAUGCUACAGCAGUGGAUUUAACAGAGCUAUCCAAACUAUUAGCCAACAACAACAAUAAUAAUAAUAGUGGUGGUGGUGGUGCUGUGAAAGCCAAAAAUAAUAACAAUCAUGCUAGGCCCCGUUCACAAUUAUUUCAAUCUUCUAAACCACCUUCUCCAACACUUUCUACGUCAUCUGCAGAACCCACUUUUUGUACAAAUUCCAAUGCAGCAGCCGCACCUAUUCUUCUUACCACCUCUCAACAACAACCCCGACCCAUUUUAUCACACCGACCUGCUAGUACUUGUUCCACACCCUCACAAUUUGUCUUUAAAAAACCAGAAUAUGAUGAAAGAUACCACCAAACCCAUUUUCAUCGUCAAUCUUCUUCCUCCUCUUUACACAAUAAUAAUACCUCAGACCGUAAGGAUCUAUUUUUGGCUUGGUCUGAUUUACGUAGAUUCUUUGUAAAUACUCAACAACAACAACAACAACAACAGUGUCUUGUGUCACCAACGUCACCUACCACUUCAUCAUCACAUUCUCAUGAAGAUAAUACCAUCAUCACUACUUCUGCAACAAAACCUGGUACAUUUGCCAACCAAUUUCGACAGGAUAUUGGUGGUAAAUAUGGAACAUGGGGAAGAUAUAUUGGAAAAGGAGCUGGAGGUUCGGUCAGGCUGAUAAGACGUUCGGCGGACCAAAAGACAUUUGCGGUUAAACAAUUUAGAAAGCGAUUAGUGCAAGAAAGUGAAAAAGAGUAUAUUAAAAAGGUAACAGCCGAAUUCUGUAUUGGGUCUACACUACAUCAUCCCAAUAUCAUUGAAACACUCGAUAUCAUUCAAGAGGGUAGUAGUUACUUUGAAAUUAUGGAGUAUGCUCCUAACGAUCUUUUCAAUGUCGUCAUGAGUGGCAUGAUGUCUCGUGAAGAAGUUGCUUGUUGUUGGCGUCAGUUGUUAAAUGGGCUUGAAUAUCUUCAAUCGAUGGGUAUAGCGCAUCGCGAUAUCAAAUUAGAUAAUUUGGUUUUGGAUCAUUAUGGAAUAUUAAAGAUCAUUGACUUUGGAUGCUCUACUGUAUAUAAAUAUCCAUUUGAAAAUAAUAUUACACAAACUAAAGGCAUCUAUGGCUCGGAUCCUUAUAUUGCUCCUGAACAAUACACUCAGCCUACCUAUGAUCCUCGUCUUUCCGAUGUCUGGUCCUGUGGUAUUGUAUUCCUCUGUAUGACAAUCAGACGUUUCCCUUGGAGAAUACCCCGUCAAAGUGAUCCUUCUUUCCGAGCAUUUGCCACCAACCAAAACCAACAACAGUUUCGAUUACUCAAGUUAUUACCACGUGAAGCUAGACCCGUCAUGGCAGGUAUCUUGGACAUUGACCCCGCUAGAAGAUCUACCUUGGCUACCGUCUUGGCUGAUAAAUGGGUGCAACAAAUCGAUGUCUGUCAUAUCCAUGAACCAGGUACCAGGCAUGUCCAUCAUGUCUUGACCGCACCUCCUUCCACAGGUGGUCGUGAUAACCUUGUUGUCGUCACCCCAGAACCUCCUGGUGUCGUGGCCGAAAAAGAAAAGAGAAAGCGUCUGAGUAGACCUGCUUCUCCCUCCAUUAUACCUGCUGCUGCUGCUGCUGCUGCUGCUGGAAAGAAUCCUUCCGCCUAAAAUAGAGUCCCCCUACAAAAAAAAAAAAAAAAAAAAAAAA